Humulus lupulus (European hop) is the source of this 2212-nucleotide messenger RNA. RefSeq lists its product as uncharacterized. The transcript is spliced from 5 exons. Bases 529 to 1185 code for a protein of 218 amino acids. The record is from RefSeq and is a predicted model, not a curated record. NCBI's taxonomy places the organism in Eukaryota, Viridiplantae, Streptophyta, Magnoliopsida, Rosales, Cannabaceae.
UUGGGAGCCCGCUAAAUUGUAAAAGGUAUUUUUUUCCUCUCCCUUUUUUAAUUACAAAGUAAAAAUUAUUUUCUGGGAAGAAUGCUCAGUCACUCUCUCCAUGAUCCUGUGCUCAUCUCUCUCAAAACUGGCUACCAAGGAAUAUUCAGUAAUUCGCACAGUCCUAUGGUCAUUUGUCUAAACCCCGACAACCAUUUUUCUGCCUUGGAAUUCUUUCACUUUUGGGAAAAGUGAAUCUCUAUUUCGUUGAUGAUCUGCCCCAACUUUCGUCUCCUCUAAUCAUCUUCGGCGCUUCCAAUCAUUUAUGGUGUCUCCGAAGUCAUUGUUCGGCUCUGCCUUAUCGUCUACUACUACGUUCUUAGACACCCCAAAGACGAACAACCAAAACCACAUCUCCUCCCUGAAAUUGAUGUUUCUCCUCGCCACUCCAUAGACAGCUCACUGAAGUUCUUUUCCUGAGACACACACACUCAUACCUCUCGACUUCUCCUCAUCAGUCCCCAAACAGUUCAGACUUCAGAUCUUUGGAUGAAAUGGCCUCCCCCAAUGUUUUCGAUUUAUACCAGACUCAGGAGGAGGAGGAGGUUCCCUUGGUCCGACGGAGGAAAUCGGCCAAGAGACACGACGGCGAACGGCGAAUCUAGCCAAGCACCCUCGGCCAAGAAGGGUAGAGCAGCUGAUCCUUCCAAGGAUGGGCCCUCUGGGCAACCUUCUACUCAACCACCUACCCCUGCUGAGAAGGAGGUCCCACCUGCCGCCACAAACCCUUCGCCUACGGCUCAAAAAGAACACGCCCAGCAAGUCGAACUUCCUGGGGCCAGACUCUCGAGCCGUUCCCUGCGAUCAGCUAAAGAUUGUCUUGCUCAUAUCCUGAAGCAUGACCGUUGCAGGGAGGCAAUGGCUGAGGCUGAGAACAUGGGGGUCGACCAGAUCCUCAACAGGGCUCUUAACAAAGUAGCCAGUGCCAUGCUGACAAUGAUCGUUGCUCGUACUCGCGCUAGCGCUAGCAUCGAGCAGUCUCGGGCGAAGGUCAUCGAGGAGCUUCAAGCCGCAGUGGCUAGGCAUGCUGGGGAGUUAGAGGUGGUCAUCCAACAGAAGGAUGCCCUGGUGGCAGAACUGGCAGAGAAGCAAGCUUCUCAGGAAACUCUCAGGAAGCAAAGGGAUGACUACCUGGAGUCCAACUGAAUCCAAUGGUGUGAAGUCAAGAAACUUAGGGAGGACCAUCUCGCUAAGGACGCGACCAUUGCUGUUCUUAAAAGCCAGGUAAAGCAGCUUAAGCUCACCAAUGCCAAGGACCUGGAGAGGUAUAAGAACGCGACACUUCGGUGUUUCUACGAUUUUUGGAAACACAACCAAAGUGCCGAUUUUAGUUACCUUCCAGAAGACACUAGGAAGGUCGAGCUAGCUCGCUGCACUGCUCGGUUAGCUGCCGAAGAGAGAGCUAGGGUCCCUGCUUCCCCAAGCAUUCAGCCAGCCGCCGAAGUGGAGGGAGGAGAAGCUGGAGGGGAUGUGGUCGAUCAAAAUGCUCCAACGGAUCCUCCUGCUCCUCAAGCUCCUUAGAGUUUUUUGUUUUUUGCUUUUCUUUAAUUACAUGACCUACUGGUCGUGAUGUAAAGACUAUGAUUUCUUUUUUAAUUUUGCUGCAUGGGCAGCAUAUUUUCCUUUUACUUUGAACAAUUACAUCCAACCAGUUGUGCUUGCGGUGUAAAAGAAUUCCCUUUGAUAUUAUAAUAUUUCUGCUUAUUAUAACAUCUGUUCACAUGACUGAACUUAGCAUAGUACUUUGGCUUGAUUUAACAAAAUAUAAAUUUUGAAAAACACUCUAAGUACCGUUGCAUGCUUUCACUUAUUUUGUUCAUGUGUUUACAUACCUCUUGGUAUGCUUUGCUAUCGAUGUACCUUAUAUGCCCCCCAAGUGACUGAGGAGCAUUAGGUCCUUGGUCACUUGCCUUGACCACGACCUGUUCGAACAUUACUGCUCGGUAUAAAAUGCAAUACUUAUAAUACAGCAAAACAACACACGUAAUGAACAGAUACUUGUUAAAUAAAAGAUUUACAAAGGUUGGCAAGAAUGACUGGUUGCGCACAGUCCCUUAUAAUUCUCAUAUUAAAAUGGACUAAACAUGUCUUUACGAGUGAUCUUUUAAAAAGAUCUUACACUUAUAAGCGAUCAGUCAUACAACAUGACUAACCCUUUUUCAAAACUUGUAAA